Molecule: messenger RNA, 3048 nt
Organism: Sceloporus undulatus (fence lizard)
Lineage: Eukaryota; Metazoa; Chordata; Lepidosauria; Squamata; Phrynosomatidae
Product: zinc finger protein 232-like
Exons: 5
Coding region: 134-1948 (604 amino acids)
Source: RefSeq, a predicted model, not a curated record
GGGAUGGUGUUUGCAAGGUUUUGAAUUUCUUUGCUUCAAGGAAGGAGGAAGGAGAGCAGAAGAAGAGGUGGGCAAAAGUUUUGCUCUUCUGUUCCAAUCUAUUCUACGUCGUUUUUGGGAAGAUAUCAAAAAGAUGAAAAGGGGGACCCCUAACCCCACUGGCCCUCCUUCUUCAGAGGAGGAGGCAUCGCUGGGCACAGGGAAAUCCCCUUACGUCCUGCAGGCCGGGAAUAUCCGAGAAUUCUUGAAAAUGAUGCCUGGAGAACAGAUCAAACAGGAGCCUGAAGAGAGUUCCCUUCAGGUGUGGGAAGUUCAGUGGCAGGAGUUCUUGAAGACGGUGGAGACCCCGGACCCAGAUUGGGGCACCCCAACAUUUCCAGAGAAGUCUUCUCCUUGGGAAGACACCAAGGGCUUCCUGGCUUCUUUUGAGCAAGUGGCCAAGGCUUGUCGGUGGCCCAAGGAAGAGUGGGUGACCCGCCUCAUGCCAGCCCUCAGCGGAGAAGCUGAGCAGGCCUUUCUCAUGCUGCCAGCCCGACACAGAGAGGAUUAUGGGGCAGUGAAAGUGGCCAUCUUGCGAGGGGAUGCCUUGAGCCGGGAAAAGAUCCGCCAACAUUUCAGGCGGUUCUGCUACCAGGAAGCCGAGGGACCCAGAAUGGCUUACGUCCGACUCCAGGAGCUUUGCUGUCAGUGGUUGAAAUUCGAACGCCACUCCAAAGAGCAGAUUCUGGAGAUGCUGAUCUUGGAGCAGCUAUUGACCAUCCUGCCCUCCCAAAUCCAGAGCUGGGUUCGAGAACAUGGGCCGGAGACCUGCUCUCAGGUGGUGGCCUUGGCUGAGGAUUUCCUAUCAAAACAACAAGGGGGCCAAAGACAGGAAGACCAGGGGGCCUUUCCAGAGAUGGCUGGGAGCUCCUCAGAAGGAGAUGAGACCCCUUCUGUCAAGGAGCAGAGACAGCUUUGCAUUAAGCCUAAAAAGGAAGCAGAUGAUGGAGAUCCCGGGCUGCAAGGAAGAUGGGACGCCAUAAACAAUGGAGAAGAAUGUGUGCCAGAAGAUUCUGAAACAGGAUGUCCACAUACAGCGCCAGUCUGGAAGAUCGAGGAUAACCUUUCCCAAUGUUGUAUGCAGGAAAAUACCUCAGUGAGUCACGAAAGACCAGAGCAUGCUCAGGAAACGGAUCCAGCAGAGGAACUGAUGAGCUCGAUUCCUUGUGGGGGAGUUUGUCGGAUCACCAGUGAAACUGCAGCCGCAGUCCCUGUAGAAAUUGAGUUUGGAAGAAGACGAAAUGCCUAUGGUUCAUAUGGUAGAAGCUCCAGUCUCCCUAUGAGAACUCGUGCGGGAGGAAAACCAGUCCGAUGCCAGAUCUGUGGGAAAUACUUCCUUUGUAGCUCGAAACUCGCCAUUCAUCAAAGAAGCCAUGCUGGUGAUAAGGCGUAUAAAUGGUUAUACCUCUGUGGAGACCAGCGUGUUUGCCCCCCUGACCUCAGUGAGAAUUGUCCUGGCCAGGCUGCCAUGUUCCACAAAAUGGUUCCUCGCAUGCGUGGCCAGCGGUGGGAAGGCAAAGAAGUUGUGGCCUUACUUAAUGGAAUAAGGUCCAGCCCUGCUCUAGCCCUCCUCAUGAGUAGCAGUUCCCAGAGAGGGCAGCAACACUGGGAAAAAAUCAAGGACCAGCUCCAGGCCCAAGGAUACACCCGGAACAUAGACCAGUUGAGGUCAAAGUGGAAACAGCUGAAGACAGACUUUUUUGCGGCUGGGCGACCUGCGGCAGAAGGAAAAGAGAGGCCGUCUGUUAUACCUCCUUAUUUCAAUCGGAUGCGGAGUGUGUGGGAUGCAGCAGGACGGCCCCCUUUCAAAGAUCGUCACCUGCCAGCCUCUUACCGAGCCCGAAGGCGUGAGCUAGAGAGACGUGAGGAAGAUGAUGGUGAUGCAGAAGCACAAGGCCCUUCCUGCUGAUGGGGAGAACAUCCAGAAGUAAAAAACAACUGCUUGUGUCACCGUGUGUGGAAGUGAUCGCUGAACACCAGCAGCAAAAAAAUGCAACUGGGAAAGUACUGUCAGGAGCAUGAUUGUUUUGCAUAAGGAUAAUGGAACAACAGUCAUAAUAAUCAGCCAGGGCUGGCCCUGUUAUUUGCCAGGGUGAGGCAGAUACUUCAGGCAGAAGAUCCAGAGAGGUGGGCAUGGAACCAUGGUGUGUUGUUGGAGGGAGACAGCUGUGUGCCAAAGAGUGUGCCCUGUACUCACUAAGAUACUCUGCUGUUCUCAAGUUCAGGAAAGGAUGUAGUCUUUUCUCCAGUGAUAAAGUUCACUGGCUCAUCCAGUUGGUUUUUAUAUCUAUGAUUCUGUGAUCUGGGAGGGGCCACCUUUUCCUCAGACAGUGAAAUAUGUGGGGUUGACUCCAAAAUUAGCAAUACAUGGCACUUUUUCAUUCCCAGAGUGCUUUACAUAACAUAUCUUACAGUGGCCAGAAAAGAUGGUUGCAGGCAUGGUCUUACAAGCAUUUCUAGGGUUUGGGUAUAUGUGGUAUUAUAAGUACCUCUUGGAUUUUGAGAUUGGGAAUGGCAUUUCUCAAAAUUAUCCUUCAGUGGGUGGAAAAUAGUUUAUUUCUCUUUCUACCCACAUGGGACUCCCUCUUACCUGCCCUCAAUGGUGUUUUAAAAUUUCUUGUUACUAUUUUGCACAAAUGUGGCCCUUAGCAUAAUUAGGUAUGUGCAUGUAUGUAUGUAUACAUGUAUACAUAUGUAUCUACAUACAUACACAUGUACGUAUGCACAUAUAUAUGUAGUAAUUUCUAACCCAUGUCACCUUCCCCAAGAAUGUGACUUAAAGCAGCUGAUAAAUACAACAAAUACAGUGAAAACAUAACAUGAAAAAGGUAUAUUAAAUCUAAAACACAUAAACAAAAGCAAAAUAAGGCACCCACACAGCUGAAAGCCUCUUCCUCCUGAUAGCUAUUUAUUUCUGUACAGUAAUGAAGACACACUGACUUCUGGUGCUUAUGUUAUAGUAAAUGCCAAAGUUAAUGUGUUGUAUAUUAAAAAAUAAUAAUAAUUUAA